UCUUUCUUAUCUUAGUCAUUAUGUCCAUACUAAAAUACUCACACCACACACUGUCUAGAGAUGAUCCAGAGCUCUAUUUUUAACACACCUGUCACAGUGCCCCACCCAUAAUAGUUAACGGUGCGUCCCUUUCACUUGGUGUAUUGUUCCUUUGUACUGGUAGUACCUGUUCUCCAGAUUAAGUGGCCUCUUGGGACAUAAUUUAGGAGAGGCCAGCACAAAACCACGCCCAGACGUUUAGGUGGCAGGAAACGAUGGACAACUUCGUUACAAAGACACCUGUGUGAUAGGAGACACCUCAUCAAGGCGAGUUGGUGAACCAAGACAACGUUUUGUCACAUUUCCGAGAAAGAAGGACUACCACGAUGACGAAUGUUUAACCUGUUGUUCUACGUUACUGAAUGGUGACAUACCCUGCUAAAAUAGACCAGGGUGCCCACAACCUACUACAGCCGUCACCUCCGUGUUUCUAGGGAAAGGACCCCAGUUCCUGUUGCGUUCGUGUCAUGUUUAUUUGGCAGUGAAGAUCCCGUAUGAAGAUAUCGUGUUGUGCUGAACGGGACAGGAUGGUGUGACGUAAGUUGUCUGCGCGAAUCAUUCACCCAAGUCAGACAAGUGUGCGCGAGCUUGUCACGGCAUUUUGCUUGUCUGCUGACAGAGUACUAGUACGUACCUAACUUCGCCUGGCUGUACACAAGGGAUUUUAUCAAGAAUAUACGUCGGAUAUACCUAGACUGCACCAGGCCUUUCUACGCAGGGUCUUCUACGGGAACACGGAUCGUAGAAUUCGGCAAAAAGAGAGCAAAAUAGGCCAAGGGAGUCCGGCCGUGGGGAGGUAAUUUAUUUCCCUCCGAAACUGCGCGGCCAGUCAAACCUACAAGGCGGCCAAACUCCCCUGGCAAUUAUUUUCCUGUAUAUAGCCAGCAUAGUUAGUCUGGUAGAGACUAGGAUAUACCAGAACUAUGGAGGUGUGUGUGAUCUUCAAAGCUCUCCUGACCCGUCUUCUGUUCGCUGCGCACGGGAUCCUGUGCAUCUGGCGGGCCAGUAUCGCCGUGGGGACGUCCAACUUCUGGUUCCUGAUGCUGGCAGAAGUCGGGCUGUUUAUCGAGACUCUCUUCACGCUCAUCGCCAGGAAAGGCAAGGAGUGGAAAUGGUUCUGUCCCAGCGUGCUUUUCUUCCUGGGCUGCACCGUGCCCUCGAUCUGGUUCUUGGAACUGGAUCAGCUGGAGCGCCGCCUGGCGGCCAGACCUGAGGUGCAGGACGUGUGCAAAAACGCGACCCAAAACGUCACAGUGACGAGCGACAGUCCAGAUGCUCUACACCUGCAUUCCAUCGGAAUCAACGCGGCGCUCACGAUCGAGAACUGGGUCCUGGCCCUGGAACAGAUCCUCGUGUUCCUCCUCAUCAUCGGCCGCUGGCUGCUGCCCAGAGGCGACCUGACACGCGACGAGCUUUCUCAGCUCCUAUUGGUCUACAUAGGCAUGGCCGCCGACAUCGUGGAGCUGUUCGAAGUGUUCGAAGAGGAGAACGUCAUGUUCAACCCCCGGGUGGUCUACUCGGUUCUCGCGCUGUUCUCGUGGAGUCUGCUACAGUUCACGAUCGUCUUCACAGCCGUCAAGGCGAGGAAAUCUCGUCCGGGUGCGAUAAACAUUGUCGAGACAGUUAACGUUGAUCAUACCAUCUCACGGGAUGGGGAACCAUACAACGGGCAAACCCGGCCGCCGAUGUGGCACAACGUUCACCACAGGGACUCGGUGUGCCAGCACUGUGGCGCCGCCAGGCGACCGGGCGAGGAAGUGCAGAAGAAGAAGCGGACAGUGUGCGGGUGCUGCCACCCGGACAUCUUCGCGAUUUCCACCACCAUCCUGAUGCAGGACGGUCCGUUCCUGGCGUUCCGGCUGUACCUCAUCUUCUACGAGCACAUCAUCACGCAGGGUCUGCUCUUCUUCGUCGGGAAGAACGCGCUGGUGAUCGUGCUGCAACUCUACCGAGUCAUCGUCAUCUGCACCGAGGAGGAAAAAGACGACAGCCACGGAGAUGUUAAGGAGCUAACUGACUUUGUAACUAUCAUCAAAGACGACAACAGGAACACCGCCGUUGCAGCGUACGAAAACGGUGGAAUGGAUCCGGAGAUCCACGAGACAACAGUUCCUGGCGAAAAUGGCCAGUAAUAAACUAUACAAGUUAAUGUCUCUCACAAGACUAGGUAGAACAAGACUCAUUCCUUAUGAAGCAAGUUUAAACUGCAAUUUCCAACACAAGAAAUUGGACUCAUCCAAAUUUUCGACUGCACAACUCCAGUCUUUGUCAAGGAAUGAGCAAUCUACCGCUUCCGUGACGUCACGCAGAUAACACACGUGACUCCAUGAGCAGUGGAUUAUAGGUUGCAAAGAGUCUGUGGUGCCCCCCGUCUCGGCAUGAUGGCCUUGAAGUAGGGAUCCGAAACCUCUGUGUAUUGACUGCUGGUGUGCUUAAUAUUCGUUUCAAAUGCCCAAAUAUCUGUACAUACAUAGUAAAUGCGUAACGUAACUGUUCUACAAGCGUAUGCAAAUGUGUACAUAGUAGUCCAGGGGCAUGUAGGGACCGUUUUGAGAGAAAACAAUAAUGGCGCCAGACGGGCACGUGUUCAACACGAAACUUUUUAUUUUUAUUUCAAUUUUUCAAAACCGUACGGGAACCUCCAAACAAUAGUCUAUCACUUUAAAACGAAUCGUAUUGAUAUGAUGGUAUUAUUGUCAAUAAUUAUUAGUCAAUUACUUUCAGUUUUUAGUGAGUCUACUUUGAAGAAGAAUAGAAAUAUACACCUCCAACAUUUACUUAACCAAAAUAGAUCCCCUAAACAUUCAUGGGGCACUUUCAACAAAGCAUGUAGCUAAAAUUUAACGUUUCCUCUUUUUAAUUUCUUUUUAUGUGUUAUACAUGUACAUUUUACUCCAGCCAAAUGGCUAUUCAUAUACUAUCUCGACUAUUUGAGCGACUUCAAAACUGUAUGAAAUAAAAAAAACACAAUCAUGUACAUAGCAUUAUAGUGUCAGGUCACAGAUAUUGCAAUAGUAAGAUUACUGAGGUUUAGGUUUAUAGCGUAAAUUAUGUUGUUACAAAUUGUUCAUUUUAAGACUGUCGACCUCACUACAUCAAUUUGUAGAUGAUUCAUCAACUUGUUAAUAAAAAAAUCCACUUGUGAUACCGU
This is a messenger RNA of Branchiostoma belcheri (Belcher's lancelet), 3190 nucleotides long. Its product is annotated as transmembrane protein 26-like. The record is from RefSeq and is a predicted model, not a curated record. NCBI's taxonomy places the organism in Eukaryota, Metazoa, Chordata, Leptocardii, Amphioxiformes, Branchiostomatidae. The transcript has 3 exons. Bases 963 to 2171 code for a protein of 402 amino acids.